AUGCCCGGCCUGGUCGACAUGCAAGGAGCUCCGCCGCCCUCAGGGCUUGGCUACUCAGUCAGCCAUCAGAAGGUCGAGCUUGAUAUCGACUUUACGAGCCGGAGUAUCAAGGGGAAAACAGAAAUCACCAUACACCCGGAUUAUAAGGACCUGAAGCUUGUCCGGUUGAAUUUCCGGCAGGGGCAGUUGAAGCGCAUUACAGUGGGCGGAAGGACAGCUACCUCGAAGUACGUCGACCCGUACGAGGCACUCCCGCUAUAUGGUGUCCAAUACCACCGUAAGCUCUCCACGAAGCUUGAUGCUCUGUCGAAAACGCCCCCCGAGCCAGAGCUGGUGAUCACACUUCCGAAAUCUGUGCGCAUAGAGGAGCUAGACCCCUUUUCCAUUGAAGCGCAGACACAGCUUUCAUUACGGGCUACUUCGAACGGUGCGAACGGUACUGGUGGCGUGGAUGAUCCAGUGGAUAGCAGCCGUGCCGCCGAAGCUUCUCUUCCAAGGUUUACGGCAAUAACGAUACUCAUCGAAUUCACAAUUGAGAAGCCAAAGGAUGGAAUACAGUUUGUUGGCCUCGACAGCCGUGAUUUGCGAUAUCCCCAUGCGUUUACCACCAAUUCAUCGGAUACCGGAGAGUUCUGUUGCUUGUUUCCAUGUGUGGAUGAUAUGUCUUCCCGAUGCACAUGGGAUAUCUCGAUUAGAUGCCCACGGACUCUUGGCGAUGUAUUCUCCAAAUCAUCUGAUAGUGGCCUCGCUAAUGGAACUAGCAACCGAACAAAUAGCCCAAGGAAGACUGGACUUUCUGCUGAAGAUGCGGCGUUGGAUAUAGUGGUUGCAUGUUCCGGAGAUUUGACAGAUGAUAUACUCGACCCCAAGGACCAAACUAAAAAGACCGUAUCAUUUUCCUGUAACACGCCACUAUCAGCUCCGCAGAUUGGAUUUGCACUUGGACCUUUUGAAUAUGUCAACCUGUCCCAAUUCCGUGAAAGUGAUGAAGACGAUCAACUUGGCACCAAUGCCGUUCCUGUGCAUGCCUUCUGCCUCCCUGGAAGGGCAGAUGAAGUGAGAAACACAUGUUUGCCGAUGGCCAAAGCCGUUGACUUUAUUUCCUUGACUUACGGUUCAUACCCUUUUGCCAGUUUCAAACUAUGCUUUGUUGACGACCUCCGGGCGGACACAUUACCCGCAGCUGGCUUCACCUUAUGCAGUGAUCGAAUACUCUUCCCAGAGAACAUCAUUGACAUGAUGUAUGAUUCAACAAGAUACAUAGUCCAUUCAUUAGCAUAUCAAUGGGUUGGAAUAAACAUCAUCCCAAAAGAUCCCACAGACACAUGGGUGAUUACAGGUAUCUCCUACUACAUAACGGACACUUUUAUGAAAAAGAUCGGGGGAAACAAUGAAUACCGGUACCGGCAGAAACUGCUAGCAGAUCGAGUAUGUGACCUGGAUGUUUUGCGCCCGUCUCUCUGGGAUAUGGGAGCUAUCCUCAAAAUUGAUCCUUCAGAGAUGGAGUUUAUCUCUUUAAAAGCACCGCUUGUCCUGUACAUUCUUGAACGCCGAUUGUCCAAGGCGAGCGGCAAAGCUACAGUCUCUCGCAUCAUUUCUCGCAUCUUCUUGAAUGCACGAAUGGGUGACCUCCCAAACUGCGAACUCACCUCGGCGCAUUUCCAAAAACUCUGUGAGCGCAUGGGUCAUACUAAGUUAGAUGCCUUUUUCAACCAGUGGGUUUACGGUGCAGGCUGCCCGCGAUUCACCGCCAGCCAAAGGUUUAACAAGAAGAAGCUUGUAGUUGAGAUGAUGAUUUCUCAGGUCCAGGUUGAACAGACAACCGCGCGUGACCUCGAACGAUCCACUUUCAUGAGAGAUGUCAAGGAAGAGAUACGCAAUGUCUACGCUGGUACCGUACAGAAUGUGUUUACCGGUUCAAUGACUAUUCAAAUUCACGAAGCAGACGGAACGCCUUAUGAGCAUAUAGUUGAAAUCAAGGAAGCCAUCACGAAGUUCGAUAUACCUUACAAUACCAAAUAUAAACGUCUGAAGCGGAAUAGACGACAAAAAGAACGGGCCGCGGCAAUGUCCGGUAUCGACCCCAGCAGUGAAACUCAAGAUGAUGUCCUGCUUUAUUGCCUGGGAGACGUCCUUCAAUCAGAUGAAGACAUGGAGAAGUGGAAAAUUGUCGAGUGGACAAAAGAAGACGAGAGCCGCAUGGGACAGGAAUCUUACGAAUGGAUAAGGAUGGAUGCUGACUUUGAAUGGAUAUGUAAAAUGUCCCUGGGUAUGCCGGGCUAUAUGUAUUUGUCCCAGCUGCAACAAGAUCGCGAUGUUGUUGCACAGCUUGAGUCUAUACAACAUAUGGCCGCACAACGAGAACACGCCCUGAUAUCAAGUAUCUUUGUCCGGACAAUUCUAGAUCGUCGAUAUUUCCAUGGAAUUCGGACAGCUGCUACUAAGGCACUAGUCAAACAUGCUAAACAGGAAGUCGACUGGAUCGGCCUCUUUCACCUGGAAAAUGCUUUUAAGGAAUUAUACUGUCUCCCAAAUUCGUCUAUGGCACGAUCAAAUGAUUUCUCAGACCGGUCAUCAUACGCAGUGCAACUAGCGCUUAUCGAAGCAAUUUCAGAAGUACGAGAUGAGGAUGGUAGGACUCCAAUGAGAGUAAAACAAUUCCUCUAUGAAAAACUAAAAUUUAACGAUAACUCUAACAACGAGUUUUCCGAUUGCUUCUACAUCUCUACUUUGCUCAAAUCCAUCUGCAAUGCUUUACUCGGCAGAAAAGAAAACAUUUCCAAUGAUGGUGAUUUCGAUAUUAACAAAGAAAUCGAACGCCAAGCAGAGGAACAGCUCGAUAAGGACUGCAUUGCUGAGAUUGAUAGAUAUCGACGAAUUGAUGAAUGGGCUGGUUCAUUCAGAAAUAUCUUCUCAAGGACGUCUCUCGAAUGCCAGAAACGGCUUAUGAAAGCUAGAAUGCUUGAAGUCGACCUUGUCCAGUUCGUUCAAUACACGCGUGCCGGGAUUUUGGAAGAAUUGAGACUCAAGGCGUUUGAAAUUCUGCUGGAGUUUAAGCUGUUUGAGCAUCCAGAGCUCAUAACCUGGUACAUAUACAACAUGUCUGCGGACUCUUCACCCUGGAUUCGACGGAACCUUUACCGUAUGUUCGGAGAAGCACUCGCAACCAUCGCAUUUGGCACAGAAUCUGAGGCUUCUGGCACUUUCGCAGGUAGCUCGCUUGUCAUUGAACAAGAAUCCUCAACCGAAGCUCGACAGGUCCAGCUUGCUAGAAGGCAAACAGUUCCUGGAGCUUUAGAUGCAUUGAAACAAGAGCUUGGCUCAAAUAAAACUUUAAAGGAGGCAUUAUGGGCAGCAGCUAAGGAACAGUCGUCUGCUGUCGGUGCCUUGUACCACCCCGUUGAACAAGCAAUGGUCCGCCUGAAGUAUCCUCGGUACUGGAAAACGCAGCAUCUAGGAAAUGGCAAAAUGAAAUUCUCAAAAUCCAACCGCUUCCGCACCCGUCCUAUAGGCAGCGCCACUACCGCACCCCCAACUACAUCAAAAGCCACUACCGCACCUGUACCCGCUCCUACUGUCAAGAGGAAGCGUGAACAAGAUACCAAUGGCGCCGCUCCACCUCUCAGUCAUAGGCUUACACUCAAGGUUCCUAAACUAGGCACCUUAUGCUCUCCAUCACCACAACCACCUACCCCGGCUUCUGCCAUCAAGCCGAAGAUCAAGUUGAAGCUCAAAACUAAGAGCUCAAGCUUUUCUCCCGGUCAAUAA
Messenger RNA from Nannizzia gypsea CBS 118893, 3768 nucleotides. RefSeq lists its product as hypothetical. Gene Ontology annotation, molecular function: chromatin binding; RNA polymerase II general transcription initiation factor activity; transcription cis-regulatory region binding. Gene Ontology annotation, cellular component: transcription factor TFIID complex. The record is from RefSeq and is a predicted model, not a curated record. Gene Ontology annotation, biological process: transcription initiation at RNA polymerase II promoter. The transcript is spliced from 5 exons. NCBI's taxonomy places the organism in Eukaryota, Fungi, Ascomycota, Eurotiomycetes, Onygenales, Arthrodermataceae. Bases 1 to 3768 code for a protein of 1255 amino acids.